UGACUCCCACUGCCUUGAAUCGGAGAGUGAACUCUUCCGAGAAUCGUCUUCCAGCCUUAAACUCUACGAAACAAACAAGGAACAGAGCACACGUUUUAUAAAAUCACUUUCAGAAGAAGAAGAAACAGAAGAAUAAGAAACAGAAGAAGAAGCGUUAUUCUCACCAGAACUCAAACUGUAAGGUUUCUACUCCCUCCAUAACUCUAAAAAAAAAAAGGGCAACCGCCAGGGGGCGACACUAAUCUGUUUAUGCUGCAGUGUGCAAUCUCUCAUGGUAGAAUAAACGUACGUGGCUCUAUGUUGCUUCUUUCUUAUCCCUGAGGAACAAUGGAAAGACGUGAGAUGUUGGAGUCUGAAGAUUCUGACAUUGAGGAGGGACAGGAUGUGGUCCGACAUAAGACUAAACUUAUUUAUCAGGACACAUUUCCAUACAUCCACAUGGAGCCACCUGACAUUAUUUACGAGCGGUGGGGCAAAAUAAAUCCCGAUCUGAGAAGAGAAGCCGGACACUUGCUGCACAUCUCGGUGUUCUGGUGGCAUAUUCUGUACCGGCAACAGGACAAUCACAGUACUACAGCCUGGGCUGUGGACAUGGGCUUCUUGGACUCCAAUGUUUCAAAUGAUUUGAGUUUGAAAAGGCUGCACAGAAUUGAAAUCUUGGAGCUCAUUCUUGACACUGUGGAAAAAUGUCUGGCAGGCAUGGAUCCUGAGAGGAAAGCGAGAGAGUUGAUAAUGAUUAGCAUGUCUAUUAGAAUGGAGGAUGAUGGUCUUAUGAAGGCAGUCAGCUGGCUAAAUGAAUCUGGUCCUCCAGGUCUAAGCAGGAGGAUCCUUGAUCUUGGAUCAAAGCAAAUACGCCACCAAGUUCUAGAUUUUGUAUUUUCUGAGUAUUCUCGUUUCAUACAGGUGAUGUCAUGUAGCAGAAAGAAGAUGUUUAGGGAGCUGUCGUUAAAUCCAGAGCAGUGGUGUUUACAGAAAAGUGAAGAAAUGAAGAACAAAGGGAAUGAGCAAUUUCAGAAGAAAAAGUUUGAUCUUGCAGUGAAAUGGUACACAAAGGCCAUUAAAUACCAUACCAACAAUCACUUCUUGUACGGGAACAGAGCACUCUGCUAUAUUCGUUGUGAAAAAUACCUGAAAGCAAUGGGUGAUGGUAAGCGAGCGAUUCUACUGCAGCGAGACUGGGCAAAGGGCCACUACCGUUUCUGUGAUGCUUUGUUCUUCCUUGGAGCUAGAGACAAAGCAGUAGAAGCCAACAUUACAGCUCAGGGCUAUUGCAGUGCUGAUCCGGAGGGAAUGAGAGACCUCCAGCAGCAGUACAGUCGCUUCAUGACUGAGAUUUCUGAGGGCAGAAGUAAGGGCAGAGCAUGUUCAGAAGCUGAAGGAAAACCGAAGAAAACUGAGGCUAAAAAAGGAUCCAGUAAACGACCCGAGGGAGCAUGUGGAGUAGAUCACAUGGCCCAACAUGUUCAUCCAGACAAAGCCCCAGAGGCAGCUCAUAGCUCUGAUAGUGCAGAGAAUAAGCAGAAAGCAGAAGACAUAAAGCAGGAGGAACCAUCAGGGAAGACUGUGACUGACCCUCAGGCUGAGGACGUCUUUAAAGACCCUGAAAGCGAAAUGGGGGACCGAAAGGCCAGAAAAAAGGCAGCGUCGGGCAUUCCAGAGAAACAGUCUGUAAGGAAUAAACAGCCACCUACACAGGAAAAGCCCCAGAGCAGCAGCAGCAGCAGCAGUGAAGUGUGCAGUAAGGAGCAGUUCUGUGCUGCAGUACGGGAUGCUCAUAUAGCACUCAGUGACCAGCGUUGCCGCAACGCAGAGCAGUCUUUCUCUGAGGCACUCAGGAUUCUGGGCUCCAGUGGGACCAAGGAUCUCAGCAUAACUGAACUGGACAGAACUUUGUUGAUCUAUGGUUAUGCUACAGCCCUGAUAGAAAUUGGGCAACCUGAGGAAUUGGCAGAAGCUCAGCGGCAGUUUGAAAAACUAAGCUCUUCAGCAAACAGAACGUUCCAGUCCUUGGUUCAUUAUGGUUUAGGAAAGGUGUUAUUGAAGGAGAAUAAAUUUAGCAAAGCCAAAGAUGAAUUUUUGAAUGCUCUGUUGAUGGUUCAGAGGCAGAUCAUGCCAGGAAAACUGACCUGGCCAACCACUAAAGUAACUGUUGAAGAGACCUGUCCUGAAUAUUUAAAGGAGCAGCUUGAGAGGUUUAUUGAGACCUGCAAAUUCCCACCUAAGCCGGAUGCAGUUUGCCGACAUUGCUUGGGACAAGCCUUUAUAUAUUUCACAGAUCCAGACUUUAAGGGCUUCAUUCGAUUGUCAUGCUGUCAGAGCUGCAAGGUGGAGUAUCAUAUCAAUUGCUGGAAAAAGUUCAAAGCUGCUUCAUUUUCUGACAAGAAUGACAAGGAUUUCCUGCAGGAUUUGUGUUUUACUCCUGACUGUACUGGUACAGUCUGUCGAUUUGUCAUAUUUGACUCAACUGGUCUUAUUAAGUGUGAGUUUAAAUCACCUAUUUCUAAAAGCAAAGUUCCUGGGAUGAGAGUCAAGCAGAAAUGUACAAGUCUUAAGAAGCUCAAAUCUAAAGAGGAACGAAAGCUGCGGCGGAAACAACAGAGGCUGGCUACAUCCGUAAUCCAGAAUGAGUCGAACAGUUUAAAAAUAGAAGAUAAAACUGAAAACGGAGCAGACAAAGGCAUUGACCAAUCAUCGUUCAAGGAUUGUGCUGUAUACGGAGAUCGUGUUUUACACCAAAUUGAUAAAAACAGAGAUCUUUUUAACGAUGAGAGCCACAAUAUUUCUAGUAUGCUGGUGUGUCUGAGACCGUGGAUGAAGUUGGAUGAGGAUAAGGGUCAUGUAAGCAUAUUGAAGGACCGUGCAGAACCACGGGUUCUCAGGGAGCUGGUGGAUCUGCUGUUGGAGAGAAAGAACAGGGUUUGGGCCAGAGUCUUUCUUCAUAACCUCAGUGGCUGCCAAGAUGUCAAGCCUAAAGUUCAUGAAUGGGCUCAGCAACUUAACAAUGCUGGUCUGAAAGCUGCUGAGAACUUUAUUGGUCAAUUUGGUGAUGAACUGGAAAAACUGAAUCUCUCUUCCCUGUUGGAGUCUCCCCCACUACACGAUGUAUUUUCUAAUAAGGGCUUUCCUUUAAUAGAGUACCUGAGACAAGCUCCACCACAGGAAAUGCGCCUCUUUAUUUGGACUCUAGAGGAAUACCGAGAGCACUACCCUUCCUGGUUCACUAUCCUUGAUGACUAUUUUGAAAUGGAUGCAGUAUGUUUAGUGUUAAAGAAGACCGAAAAAGAUGACCUCUUAAGUUCUGUUUAUAAGAGUAAAAGCAAAAAUCGAAAAAAGAAGCAGAAAGAACCAAAGUCUGUCUUGCUUCUAUCGGGGAUACGAAGAGAUGAAGAGGACGAUUUCUUCUUUGAGGAAGAUUCACUGAUGCUGCUCGAUGGUGAUGAUCCUUUUAGUGUUCCAGAUAAUUUGAGGGAGCAGGUUGCAGAGUUUGAGGGGCAGUAUGUCACCUCGGGAUACCUUAAACACUAUAAGAGAUUUCUGGACAACGACCCAGAUCCAACUAAAGAGAGUUUAUAUGAUUACUUUGCACAGAUUCUGGAGGAGCAUGGCCCUCUCGAGGUGUCAGACCAACUGCUUGUGGGCGAGCUGAAGAACUUUCCCCCUGAAGCGCAGCAAAAGAUUGAAGCUGCUGGAGGACUUGAACAUUUCCUGCUUGAGUCACUUCGAUUUGUAAUUUAUGACGGCAUCAUCGGACUGACGUCACAUGCUGUGUGCUUACAGCACACUGUGGAUGAUGAUGCCUUUCUAUUGGCAAACUUUCCCCCUCAUACUUGGAGCAAGGUUGAUUCAGAGCCUAAAGGAUCCUCCCAUCUCAACCCCACGGCCAAAGAGUUCCUGCCCCAGACUAAACAUUUGAGUCUGAAUGACAGCAGUGAAUCUUAUGAUCAUGCUACUUGUCCUGUUCUCCCAAGUCCUUAUGUUUUUCCCCCUCAAAUUUCUCAGAAUUUAAAUUAUACAUUUGGUCUGCAAGAUAUGCCUGGAACUGUAAAACCUGGUGUACAAGAAGCAGAGUAUCAUGAUUACUUCCCUGAUGUCCCACUGGAUGCAUUUAACGCUGAGGCUCUCAGCUCUGUUAAUAAUUAUAUUCAUUUUAAAGAAGCCAUAUGUCAUAAUAGUAAGACCAUUUUUGUUCAGACGGUUUGGGGUAACAAAGAUACCAGAGAUGAUGUUGCCAUUAAUACAGAACCAUAUGCACAGUUUGAAAAGAACAGAGGAGAUAUGACCCAAACAGAAAAAAACAACAUAAAAUUUGAAAAACGCAUCCAAAAUUUGAAGGAAAUGCUUAAGGCUUUUCAAAACGAAAGAGGAGAGUCAUGUUCUGCACUUGAAGCUGAAGUGAGGGAAAUUAAUCAGCACAUAGAGAUUUCCAACAAAGAACUGACUUUGUUCCAACAAAAGCUUGAGGAUGAGGUACGGAAAGAUCAGCAGGAGAAGCGAGACCACCAAGAGAUGCUGAAGGUUUUAAAGGGUGAGAUCAAAGAGCUGGUGAAUUUUCAGGAGAGUAUUUCCAAGCUAAUCCAGGAUAAGAAUGUGGAGUAUCAGAAAGAACUGGACCAUUUCCUUGCAGUAAGUAACCAAUGGGCAGCUGAGAAGAUGAGUUUGGAGGAUAAAAUAAAGAAAUAUAGAGAUCUGUGUGCAAAAGCAACCAGUCGAUCACUGGCAGGACAAGUGUCCGUCCUGAAAAAUAGGCGAGAACGUGGGCUGCGUGGCUUGAGGAAGUACUUGUCAAAUGGGAAAGCAAUUCUAAAACACCUGACUGAGAUAUCACCCACGUAUCCAUCUGCAAAUCUCGGUUCCAUCACUGAGGCCUGGAAAUCAUUCGUACAGGAAGUUGAGGAGAAGAUCGUAAGAGCCGAGACGCAGUAUGAAGAGCAGAUAGAGUUUGUGAAAAAGGGCACCAGCUUGUCCUCUCUCCCUGCAGUUGGCAUACCAAGCACCCCUGCUCUUCCUCUUGUACCGGCCUUUCUUCAGCCAUUGUCCAGUCCGCAGCCAGUUUUUCAGCAUGCACACCCACACACCCCAUAUGGAGUUCAGCAGCAUCCUGCCAGACCUCAAACACACAUGGCAGUAAACACACACCACGCCAUGCACACACCUCCAGCAGCCAGUGAGAACGCUGCUGCUCCAGCGCCCCCUGCAGCCUCAGGUCCAGUUCAGCCUCCACAGCCGCUCGCUGUAUUUGAGAGGAUCCUGGAUCGUCUCAGCUCCAUGUUCCCUCACUACAGCAAAUCGGUCCUGACAAAAUUUAUUCAAGAGGUCCGCGUUAUGAACGGUGGCAGUCUGAGUAUGAUGAAGUAUGAAGAAGUGAUUAACAGAGCUGCUCAACUCAUCCUUGACCACCAGGAACACUCACAAGAGCAGAUGAACUUUGCAAGUGGAGAUGUGGCUGGAGUGAGAGAUUUAGCAGUACCAAGUCCAACUCCUCCCAGUGACCCCCCCAGAGCUUCUGCAACUCCCCCACCUGCACAUGUGUGGAAGAGCGUGUCCUCUCAGCAUCGCAAGUCUUCCAGAGCUCUGAACAUGGAGGACCCUUGCAUUAUUUGUCAUGAUGAUAUGACACCUGAGGACCUGUGUGUGCUGGAGUGUCGCCAUAGCUUCCACAGAGAGUGCAUAAAGUCCUGGCUGAAGGAGCAGAGCACUUGUCCCACUUGCCGAGAGCAUGCACUUUUACCUGAGGAUUUCCCCAUGCUGCCAGGACGACAUCGACGGGGACACAUGCAUGCAGCAACCUUCUCUUAAAUAUAUUGUUGUGAUCAAUCUGUAUAACCAUAUUUAUACAAUAAUCAUAUAAUGUAUAACAGUUACAUAGAAUUUUCGAUAUUAAUAAAGAAAUGUCUAUUAUAUAGCUUCCAUAAUUUGCUAUAUAAUGUAGUAACCAGAAUAAAGCAGUUACUGAAUAUGUACUGUAUGUAAUAUAUGUUUUUUUGUUUUUAAAUUAGGGAGUUGUGGUUGUAAAUUCACACGUCAACAGAGUGGACAGUUCAGUUUUGCUUUAUGUUUAUGAUUUGUUUGACCUUGCUCCUGCAGUGUGUUAACCUCUUAAUCCACAGUUAUUAAGGACCAAUCAGUAUUUCGUUUUAAUGAAUGUUUUAUAUGUUUUUUUUCUGUAAUAUUUAUCCUGAAACUGUUUGAUUAUGUUUACAAUAUUGAUCAGCUUCAUGUUUGUUUUUUUUUUUUUGUUUUUUUUU
Molecule: messenger RNA, 6245 nt
Organism: Pangasianodon hypophthalmus (striped catfish)
Lineage: Eukaryota; Metazoa; Chordata; Actinopteri; Siluriformes; Pangasiidae
Gene: ttc3
Product: tetratricopeptide repeat domain 3
Exons: 46
Coding region: 328-5796 (1822 amino acids)
Molecular function (GO): protein binding
Source: RefSeq, a predicted model, not a curated record